Austrofundulus limnaeus is the source of this 4871-nucleotide messenger RNA. RefSeq names its product zinc finger protein 106b (gene znf106b). Gene Ontology annotation, cellular component: membrane; cytosol. Gene Ontology annotation, biological process: insulin receptor signaling pathway. The coding region runs from base 210 to 4163 and encodes 1317 amino acids. The transcript has 21 exons. Gene Ontology annotation, molecular function: RNA binding; SH3 domain binding. Lineage: Eukaryota; Metazoa; Chordata; Actinopteri; Cyprinodontiformes; Rivulidae. The record is from RefSeq and is a predicted model, not a curated record.
AACAUGGCGGUGUAAAAAACAGUGAGGUCUUGUUGCCAUGUGAAGUUUUAAGAUGUUUGUGAUAUUUUAAGCUUUAAUUGAAUUAUCUGUGACGUAUGUCGUAUGUGCGUAGCUCGUUUAAACCAUACUGACUCUGUUGAACGGAUUAUAGUUUAAAAUUUAGUCAACGAUACCGUGAAACGAACUUUAAACCUUUACAUCCCUGCAACAUGGCAGCCGUUCAGUCACAAGAGAAGGUGCCUAAAGCAGCUGUGAAGAAUAAAGCUCCCAAGAACCCCAAAUUUAAAGAAACAUUCUGUAUUGUGUGUCGCCGCCAUUAUUUUACAAAUGAGGCACUGGAGCAUAUGCAUUGCCUGCAGCAUCACAGGAUGCUGCGGAUAGUGCUGGGCAAGGAUGCCGUCCAUAAUUGCCAGGCAUGCAAGAAGAAAUUUUUUUGUUUAAAUGAGUUUGCCAGUCACCUCCUAAUGACUCCACACAUAAAAAAUUUUGAGAACUUGAGGACCAAAAAUGUCAAGCCUGCCCCCCUGUCGUAUAGUCUGAGCGCCAAGGCCAUCACCAAAAUCCUGGACAGAAACAGAGAACUGAAGAGAGAGCAGAAGAAAACUAAGAAUAAACAAACGAAGAAACAGAAGCAGGAAGCUGCGCAGCGGCACUCGAUGCAGCCCAAUGGCACCAGGACAAAUACUUUGGUGCACCAAGAAGCGACGCAGGGGAAUUUCACACAAAAACAGACGAGGACGUCGCAACAGAGUCAGAAAGCUCAGAGCAGUGUUGUUGUUCAAAACAAAGAGAACAAAAUAUCUAGAGUGCAACAACCUCAUGACUACAGCGGAGCACCUUUUCACAAUGCAGGCUGGAGACCACAUUAUGACAGUGGACCGUUUGGGGGUCAUCCUCCUCAGUACUGUCAGGCUCAGUUCGCCCCACCAGCUCACCACCCGAGGUUUCAUUCUCCGUUUGGCAACAACCAGUUCAGUUACAGAAACGCCCAAAAUUACAGAUUUAACUCUCCCCCACCGAACGCGUUGCCUGCAGUCAGCCAGUAUAACUACAACACCCAGUAUGCAGGUAACGCCUUCACCAGUGACUGCCUCCCUGACGACGGAGCGAUCCUGUUUGAUGGCAACCAGAGCACAAACAUGGAGUCCUCUCAGCAGGAAGGUUCGAGCCGCUCUGCUCCACCUGCUCCGAUGAGCGCGCCCGCCAGCGCCGCUCCUAUCCGAGAGAAGGACAUCAGCGCCAUGCUGAAGCAGAUCAGGAAAGAGCUCGGAGUGCGGGAGCCGUGCCGAGCGGACCGAGAAGCCCGGAAGCAGAGCAGCGAGGCCGGCGGGGGAGCUGAUGGGAGCGGAGCGCUGCAGACGGCGGAGCAGUCGGCCGACGCUGCUGCCCCGCAGGCGGGCACCUCCGCUGCUCCGCCCGGCACCGCUCCUGGUGAAUCCAAACAGACGAGUCAGCUCUUCAAGAGUUCGGCAGCAGAGGGACGAGUGAAGAAGGAAGGAGAAGCUCUGGUGGCCAAAGACGCAUCAAGUUCUCUCAAGAGUCCAGCCUUUGAGCCCAACUUGAACCCCCCUCGUAAAGUCAGAAUCGCCCACAAAGCAGCUCAGGGGGAGAAGUUCACGCCGCGUAAACCGGUUCUGGACAAGUUGCUCAACUCGUCAGAAACCAGGAGCCAAUUAAACAAGAAGAUGGCGCACAGCCAGAGGAAAAGGAAGAACGUUAAAGACAAGUUCAAGACCGGGCUGGUCAGCCUUUCCACCUGCAACGAACCCGCUUCACCCAACGCCCAUCCCUCUCUGUCGGAGGGUUUCCACUGGGCGUCGGUUUCAGACGCUCCUCAAGCCCCGCCUCCUCCGAGUGACGCCGACACGUCAUGGAUGCUUCCUCGGGUCCAGGCGCCCCGCAGCUACCAGCUGGUCGAAAAGGUUUGCGUUAAAAAAGAACCAAACGCGGAGGACGAGACGGGACGCACGAGGGAAACGGAUAUUAGCACCGGCAAAAGGAAAUGUAGAAAGACGACAGGUGAUGGUGUUUCAGAUGGGAAAAAGACAAAAACCACGUCAAACAAGGACCAGAGUCGAAUGGACCAGCUGUUGGCCGUCUCGCUGAAGGAAGACGAGUUGAGUCGUUCGUUGGAGGAUUUGGACGUAUCUCUGAUCGAGGCCCGCAACGCCCUGCAAGCAGCAUACGCAGAUGUCCAAAGACUUCUGCUCCUGAGACAGCAGUUUUCUGCUGAGAUCAACAGUCUGAGAGCAAAGCGCAUUGAGAUCCUGCAGGGAUUGCAAGAAGGUUACUGUGAAGCGUCCCACUCAGCCUCCUCCUCCUUGAUUCAGCAGCCCCCCGCUGCAGCCCCAUCGUCGUCCACCGCCCACCCUCUUCCGGUGCCGCUCACAGUGGCGGCAGCGUUAAAACAGGAAGUCAGCCGUUUUGCCUCAGCCGAGCAGGCCUUUCCAAGAGCUGCCAAUUCACCUCAGGUCCCUCUGAUCCAACUCGCCUCCUCGUUUCCCGCCAACGUACUGUUCCAACCGUCCCACCCGCCCACCCCCACAGCUUCCUUUGCUCAACAAAUAACAGCCGAAAGCUGCCCACCAGUGCUGUCCCCCGUCCCCGAAUCGUCCACAGGCGGGCAGCAGCAACAAGAGGCGGGGCUCGGACCGAAGCGCUGCACGCACACAGAGGCGUCGGCCAAAACGUCGCAACCAUCUGAGGGCAUAUCAGAGGCGGAGCCUGCUGGAAACCUGAGCAAAGAUCGGGUUGAAUUCGAGGAGCCCUCAGCAAACGGCAGAAAGCAUAAAGCGGCUGAGGAAAACGACGAAGGCAGCGAAAGCGACAGCUCCGUGGAGAUGAUCGAUCUCUCCAACCAGGAGGUCAUCGACAUCGACGGAUCGGACAGCGAGAGCCCAGCGGACACGGAACCUGCCGUGCAGCCCGAGGCUCCACAGAGGUCCGUCAGCACGGAGCUCAGCUGUGCGAGCACUCAGACUUCGCAGGAAAACGAACCCGAGAGCAAAUUUCAGCCUUCAGUCGAUUCAAGAAAAGAUGCCGGCACCCCGCCAGAUUCCGUUGAGGAUGAAGAGCCGUCUUUGGGAUCCUUCUCCAGUCACUCCGGCGCCGUUCAUGGCCUGCAGGUUCACGACGGGCUGCUGUACACGUGUUCGGGGGACAACACGGCUCGAGUCUACAACCUCAUGACCAGAGAGUGCGAAGGCAUUUUUUACGGUCACACCAACAAAAUCAACUGCCUGCUGGUGUCGUCGGGUCGGAACACGCAGGCCCGCCUCUACACCGGAUCCAGCGACGAGACCAUCCGCUGUUACAACAUAACGUCUAAGAAAUGUCUGCAGAAGAUCUCCCUUCCAGACAGGGUGCUGUGUUUGCACACGGCUUGGAGCAUUUUGUAUGCUGGGCUCGCCAAUGGAUCGGUCAUCAGCUACGAUCUAAAGAGUCUGAAAAAGCUGGACGUGUUCGAGUGCCACGGCCCCCGAGGGGUGAGCUGCCUUGGCACGGCUCAGGAGGGCGCCAGGCGGCUGCUGCUGGUCGGUUCGUACGACAACACCAUCAGCGUCCGCGACGCCAAGAACGGCCUGCUGCUGCGCUCGCUGGAAGGUCACACCAAGACCGUGCUCUGUAUGAAGGUGGUGAACGAUCUCGUCUUCAGUGGCUCCAGCGACACGUCGGUCCACUCUCACAACAUCCAUACGGGUGAGCUGGUUCGGAUCUACAAAGGUCACAGUCACGCCGUCACAUCCAUCGUCAUCCUGGGUAAAGUGAUGGUGACGGCCUGCCUGGAUAAACUGAUCCGGGUUUAUGAGCUGCAGUCCCACGAUCGCCUGCAGGUGUACGGGGGUCACAGUGACAUGGUGAUGUGUAUGGCUGUUCACAAGAGUGUGAUUUACACGGGCUGCUACGACGGAACAGUUCAAGCUGUGAAGCUCAACCUGUUGAAGAACUACCGCUGCUGGUGGCAGGGCUGCUCUCUGAUCUUCGGCGUCCCGGAGCACCUUUUUCAUCACCUCACUCAGGAUCACAGCAACCCAAAUCUGCAGACGGCGAAGUGUCGCUGGAGGGACUGCAACAGCUUUUUUGCCACACAACAGGCCGUUAGACAGGAUCUGCCAGAACACAUGCAGAGCCACGUGGAGAACGACAGCAAACAGCAACCUUGACGGUAAAGGAAGUGAAAGAGCAGAACAAUCAAAGACUCAAACGUUUUGACUACAAGAUGUUUUAUUUGUUUGUUUUGAAGACACUGUCAUUAUUCCAACAGUGUUUUACUUCUGACAGAAAAAAAAUGUCCUGAAACUUCUGAUUCUCCCAUGAUUCCUAUUUGAAGCUGUUUUCUGUUUCAUAGUGAAAAUAAUUUAUUGCUCUACUUUGGGAUCUGUCAGUUGAGACGUUUUCCAAAUAUCACUGUGAAGAAUGUGUAAUAUGCAGCCAAACAGUCUUUAAAGCCGAUUUUUACAUAAAGCCAGCGCCAACAAACACGUCGAGGCUUUCGUGAAGCAGAAUUUACCAUCAGCUGAAACAGGAGUCGACUUGAUUCUGGAGUUUUUGUGUAAAUUAAGAAGAUUCUGGAUGAACUGAAAUGAAAAAAAAAAAGCAUUUCUUUUAAACUUCUUUGUCCCAAGUUUGUGCCUACAUUACCCAUAAUGCAAUGCUGCCAUCAAACAUUAAAAUUUGUGCAUAAGCUUCAGUUUUCCAACAUUUAAGUCUAAAUUCUUCUUAAAUCCGGAAUGUAAUUAACCUUGUUUUUCUAUAACUUUUUAUUUAUAGACUUUGUUUGAAAUCCUCACGUCUUUUUCUUUCUGAAGUUCUCAUCUUGUAAUUUUUUAUUUUUAUUUUUUCCUACAUUUCAAAUCAAAUUAUUCCAGAUG